Scylla paramamosain (green mud crab) is the source of this 5010-nucleotide messenger RNA. RefSeq lists its product as uncharacterized. Gene Ontology annotation, molecular function: protein kinase binding. Bases 195 to 2780 code for a protein of 861 amino acids. The transcript is spliced from 13 exons. The record is from RefSeq and is a predicted model, not a curated record. NCBI's taxonomy places the organism in Eukaryota, Metazoa, Arthropoda, Malacostraca, Decapoda, Portunidae. Gene Ontology annotation, biological process: regulation of mitotic nuclear division; activation of protein kinase activity; regulation of mitotic spindle organization. Gene Ontology annotation, cellular component: cytoplasm; nucleus.
CUCUGUUGAGAUUCAAAACGUAAACAUGGCGGUGAAAUACUAGACCAAAGCCCACACUGCUGCAUAAUUAUCACUUUUACUCCUCGUCAUGCUGCUCAGAUGACCUUUCUAUUUCGUGUAGAAGACGAAAUAGGGACGUGUUCACCUGCCUGUGCCGGAAAAGUUACCAGAGAUUGCACAUUGUAUUGAGUGCCAUGGAGAGCAAGAGUGCCAGUGAGGGUGCCAGCUGUGGGAGUGAGGGGGGCACCAGUGUGUGUGAGGAGGGGGGGGCAGGCUGGCUCACCUCUACCCCCCACCCACCCCGCCGCCCCCUCCACCACCUCAACACAGCCUCCCCUAGACCUCCCCUCACCCCUUACAGGUACCAUGGGUGCAAAGCAAUACCAGAGGAGAAAGAGGAUCAGGAGAACAUUGAUCCUGCCAGUAAGGGAGUCCAGGAGUCUUGUGCCAGUGUGAAAUCGAGUGGCAUGUCCCCGGAGAACACCAGCGCCACACACACAGGCUCUGGUUCUUCCCCCUUUGCCUACCCUCUAAUCUGGGAGGCGUCACACUCCACCACCUCCUCCAGCCCCUCUGACAAGAAGCCUGGUGUGGACGUGACCAGCUGGAGGAGCCCUGUCAGUCACUACAGGGCCACAGAGAGCCAGGCUGCCAAGGGAGAUGUGAAGGAGGAACAGGACAGGAAGAAUGGGAAGGAAGGAGGUGGGAAGGUGAGAAACAGAAGUGGACCAAGCAGUGAGGUGUCUGUUAGUAAGGUCGCCUGCCAUGGGCCAUCAGUUACGCCAUCCAAGGCCUCACAUGCACAGACACUCAGCAAUGCCUCCUCAGUUUUCCUUACGCCCUCCAGCAGCAUGCACAGCAGUCGGCCGUGGGAGAGUCGCGGCGGACAAACCCCAAAGCAGCAGCGUGUGGCCCUUUCUGCCUCAGCCCACGUCAAUCCGUUCGAGGUGGGAGCGGAGAGCCUGUACCUGUCGGCGGUGAGUCCGUCUCUCUUCCAGCAGGUGGUGUCGCCAAGCCAGAAGACUGACAUCAACUUCCGGUGGUCCAUUGAUCAGAUGGCGGCGCUGCAGCCCGUCAACAUUGAGACGUCGCCCUUCAUGCAAGUGGAGACGUUUGUAGACCCUGAGUAUGAACGCCGUGCCCAGGAUGCUAUUGACAGGUUCUUCACUACACAGCAGUCGGUGAUCCCAAGCCCCUGGACUGGCAGUAACAAGUCUGUCAGUGUGGUGAAGAAGAUGUGUGUGCAGCAGUCCCAGGCCAGCCCCUCCCUGCCUCCCCCUCGCACUCAGACAGUGUGGUGUCAGACAGAGCUCACACUGCCCCCUGUCCUGCCCCCGGCCCUGGAGGAAGCACUCAAGCCCUUCUGUACCUUCACUCAGAAUCAAGCCUGGCAAGGGUCUGGCGAAGGAGACGAGGCUGGCUGUCUUAACAACACAACACUGCGUCGUAAGCUACUGUUUGGGCACGACGACCUGGCCAGCAACACUCCCUCACAGGGCGGCAGUGAGCCCUCCUCCCCAACAGCCCCCCACUCCCUCCACAGUGACCUCAGGAGUCCCACACCAGCGGCAGAGGGACACAAGAUCAUCACCGAGGAGGAGGAGGUGGAAGACAGCGGCUUGGUGUGGUGCACGGCUCCCCUUGGCCCUGGGAGUGUGAGCGAGGGGAUAGAAGGUGGAGGUGUGAUGCGACACUCUCCGCCUACACCUCCCUCAGCCCAUGGCCCUGCGUUGUCCAGCACCACUACACAGGCUACACACAGGCCAGAUACGCUGCUCACUGGGGACAAACUGCUAACUUCUCCGGAUAUUUCGCCAAUCCACCAUCACCAAUACAAUGAUGUGGAAGCAAAACAAACCAUGCCAUCUUGUGUAUCACUAGAGGGAAGCUACCUGGAGCCGCCCCACACCAGCUGCACCUUUACCUUCCUUAAUGAGAUCUCUUCAGUGUCCUGCGGCCCGCACCUCAAUGCCUCGUUAGCCUCAGUUGUCGCUGAGUCGUCAGGCACUAGCAAGGAAUGGAGAAGUGGUGGAGAGAAGCACACAUUUUCAUCCACACACAGCAGCACACAGCACCACCACCACCAUCAACAGCCCUGCAUGGAAGUUAUGGCCUCUGAGAUGCUUAUGAAAACAUGUGAGGAGGCGCAGGAGAAGGAGGAAGAUGAGAGGCAAGACAAGGCAGUUAACAUGAGGGAAAGUUUCUGCUCCCAAUACACAGACCAGGAUAUGAAGUCUCGGUCGCCUGUUACCAGCUCCCCAACAGCACAGCUCAGGUCCUUCUCUAAUUCAGGUCACUUCUCCUCUAGUCCACGGCAAGACCUCUCCCACAGUCCCCUCGAGGUGGACUCCCCCGCCAGGAAGUUCUCAGUCUCACCUCCUCUCUCCCCAAUCUUCUGCCGGCCUCUACUGUUCCCAGCUCAGCCGUCCAGUCGCCCUCAGUCAGUCAGCAUGAAAGAGGUGAAGGGUGGGCUGGGGGUGACCUUGAUGGAGGAGAGCGAGGUGUGUGGUGUCCCUGUGGCCGCCACCACCACACUACCGCGCUGCUCCUCCCUCUGUGAUGUGGAAAUGGACUCUCAGCCUUUAGUGGAGAGCCAUCUAGGAGAGGAGACAGCAAGCCAGGACACAGGGUACCAGACAGCCAGUGCCACCAGCCUUCUCAACAGCAACUACAGCAGCACCACCUUCCCUCAGGACCUGGCACCCUUACACCCCCUGCCAGAGACUACCCAGCACUCCAUACCUGCCACUAGUAAAGAGUGCAGGUCUAGUGUUGUUUAGUAAUAGUUGUUAGGUGAGAGUCCAUGGCCAGCUGUGCUAUGCCUAAGCUCCUCUGUGUGUGUGUGUGUGUGUGUGUGUGUGUGUGGUGCUUUGUUUUGUCUGUCCUGUCUGGGAUUGCUGGCCUGGUAUAUAGAUAGAUAGAUAGACUACUACUACUACUACUACUACUACUACUACUACUACUACUAUUACUGCUACUACUACUACUACUAUCCCUUUCCAUCAGAGACCAGUGGGACUAAGACUGUGUGUGUGUGUGUGUGUGUGUGUGUUGGGUGCUUUGUCAGGGCUGCCCCAUGUGGGACUGCUAGCCUUGUACAGAGAAAGAUAGAGCAAUAAGUAAGAGAUCACUGCCGUAUUAAUAUUGUGAAGCUCAAGUAGAACUUAAGAACAUAAGGGGAGGUGCAAGAAGCUAGUGUACAUUGUUAGAAGCUCUUGUUUAAUGCUUCUAUAUUCAUGUCCAUCUAUCAUUUCCAUCCAUGUAUUGGUGUGGUCUCUAGAAGUUCUCCCUUGGCUCAGCACUAAUACCCUGAAUACUGAGUCUUUUCCAGUUAUCCAACAUAUCUGCGAAGUUGCUGUUGCUGCUAUAACUAAUAAUUGAGUCUGUUCUAAGCAUCUGAAAGCACAUUUGACAAUACAUUUCUUCCAAUUUCCUUUUUAAAUCAAAUUUUUAUCAGACAAGCUUGAAUCUGUUACUUCUUGGCCAAUCUUGAUUAUUAACUGUAUGGAUCUUGUCUGCAUAUUCUUGUUAUAUCUCAUAGGAAACUUCAGUGCCUCCAUCAGAUCCCCUCUUGAUCUUGCCCUGCCCUCAUUACUAAAUCUGAGGAUCUUGUUUGCACCUCCCUUGCUGAAAUACUGUGAUGUAAACUCUGCAAUCGCCUCUUGUUAACGGAGCAGGUGGAGGUGGUGGUGGUGGUGCUAAUGAAGACUUAAGUGUGUGUGUGUGUGUGUGUGUGUGUGUGCGUGCCAUCAGAACAAAUGUACGUAAGCUGAACUAAAGAGUGUUCAUUGCCGUAUAAAGUCCUUAAUGUGUUUUCAGGAGGAUUAUAAGCAAAUGAGGACAAUAUUCAGUGAAAUCUUUAGUGUUUUCAGUGUGACUGAACAAAUGAGUCAAAUAUUCAAUGCCUUAUGAAAUCUUUUGGGUGUAUUUUGAAAAGAGUUUUAUUAUUCAGUGGUUUGUGAAAUCUUUAACAUAUUUUCAGUAUGACUAUGAACAAAUGAGUACAGUAUUGAGUGCCUUGUGAAUUUUUGGUGUCCAAGUCUUCUGUAUGAGUGUGAGAAGAGCUAUUACAAUUUUUCACUGCCUUAUGAAGACCUCUGUGUGUUCAGUAUAAGGGGAUUAGGACAGUAUUUGAUGCCUUAUGAAUUGGUAAUGUGUGGCUUUACUGUGUGAGCUGAAAUAUGCAGUAUUCAAUGCUUUAUGAAGACUUGUGUGUGUUUUCAGUGUGAGUAUAAGGGCAUUAGUAUUUGGUACCUUAGGAAGUCUUGAAUGUAUGCUUUUAGUAUGUGAGCAAAUAUAUACAGUAUUCUGUCUAUGCUUUGUGAAGACUUGUGUGUUUUCAGUAUGGGUAUUAGGGAUUAGGAGAGUAUUGGAUGCCUUGUAAAGUGUUUAGUGUGUUUUCAAUAUGAGCGUGAACAAAAUCUUAGUGUUCAAUGCUUUUAAUUUUCAUUAGUGGAUGUUAUCUGUUAAUCUUUUGCACUGCUCACUUUAGCUAUAGAUUCCUUCCCUUAUUGGCUUGUUAUGCAUUUAGACUGAUUUGUUUGCUUUACAGGUUUCAAAUAAUAUAACUUCUUUUUAACUUGUGGGAAAAUAAAGAAAACAAAUCUGAUAAACUUGAGGUAGUAAGUUAAUAAUUUUUUAUUGAUUCAGGUGAGAGUAAAUAUGUUUGAUUGGGACAUUGUAUUUGCAUCCUUUUACUUUUUAUCUCAUCUUUACUUUUUUUAUAUGUGAAGAAAGCUUGGGAAGGGCAUAGAAAUAGAGAGAGAGAGAGAGAGAGAGAGAGAGAGAGAAGAUAGGAUAAAUUCCCAGAAAAGUGAUUGAAAAGAAUGUCAGAUACCAAAUAUAAUAAGUAUUCAAUCUGAAACUUUUACUGUAUGUGACUGAAUUGUGAAAGUAUAGAUGACUGGAUGUGUUAAUUAAGUUUGACAUGGACUGACUGAAGAGCAAUUGACAAAUGGUUAUUGUUAGAUUUAUGAUUGCAUAGAAAAUAUAUAUGUGUUUAUUAUAAAA